This is a messenger RNA of Nycticebus coucang (slow loris), 5087 nucleotides long. It is a transcript of the gene LRCH1, whose product is annotated as leucine rich repeats and calponin homology domain containing 1. The coding region runs from base 368 to 2563 and encodes 731 amino acids. NCBI's taxonomy places the organism in Eukaryota, Metazoa, Chordata, Mammalia, Primates, Lorisidae. The record is from RefSeq and is a predicted model, not a curated record. Gene Ontology annotation, molecular function: protein binding. The transcript is spliced from 20 exons.
CGGAGUACGGCUCCGGGCUCUAUAGACAGCGUGGGGGAAGGAGGAGGAGAGAGCCGGAGGCAGAGGAGGGGAAGGGCCGCGAGAGGAGGGAGCGGGGGCGGGAGGAGACACAUGCGCGCUGCCGCCGCCGCCUCCGCCGCAGUCCUUAGCUUCCCGGGGACAGGAAACCUUCAAGACCGAGCUGCCACGGCCGCCUCCCGGUCUGCCCCCCUCUUCCACGCGUCUGCUCGCGCCCUCUUCCCCUUCUUCCACGGCCUUUGAGUGGAUCACUGCGGGGAGUCAGCCUGAGCUGCAGUCUUCCCUACCCCGGGAAAGCUGUGACCCCCCCCGCAGGAGCGGCGGGGCGGGGUGGGGGACCCGGGAGAAGAUGGCGACGCCGGGAAGCGAACCCCAACCUUUCGUCCCUGCCCUCUCUGUAUCUACUCUGCACCCACACCAUCAUGUUCACCACCACCACCACCAUCACCAGCACCAUGGAGGACCCGGAGCCACCGGCGGGGCGGGAGGCGGUGGCGGCGGCGGCGGCAGCGGGGGCUUCAACCUGCCCUUGAACCGGGGUCUGGAGCGAGCGCUGGAGGAAGCGGCCAACUCCGGGGGGUUGAACCUUAGCGCCAGGAAAUUGAAGGAAUUUCCUCGGACCGCGGCCCCCGGGCACGAUCUCUCUGACACGGUGCAGGCAGAUUUAUCUAAAAACAGACUGGUUGAAGUUCCAAUGGAAUUGUGCCAUUUCGUAUCACUGGAAAUUCUUAAUCUGUACCACAACUGUAUCCGAGUCAUUCCUGAGGCCAUUGUCAAUCUGCAGAUGCUGACAUACCUGAACUUGAGUCGAAAUCAGCUGUCCGCCCUGCCCGCCUGCCUGUGUGGUCUGCCUCUCAAAGUCUUAAUCGCAAGUAACAACAAACUUGGAUCAUUACCAGAAGAGAUAGGUCAGCUCAAACAGUUAAUGGAGUUGGAUGUCAGCUGCAACGAGAUCACUGCACUGCCCCAGCAGAUUGGUCAGCUGAAAUCUCUACGAGAACUGAAUGUCCGAAGGAAUUACCUUAAAGUUUUACCACAAGAAUUGGUAGAUCUUCCCUUGGUAAAGUUUGACUUUUCCUGUAACAAAGUGCUGGUGAUUCCAAUUUGUUUUCGGGAGAUGAAGCAGCUGCAAGUGCUCCUGCUGGAGAACAACCCCCUGCAGUCUCCUCCGGCACAGAUUUGCACAAAGGGCAAAGUGCACAUAUUUAAGUAUCUGAGUAUACAAGCAUGCCAGAUUAAGACAGCUGACUCCCUUUAUCUCCACACCAUGGAGAGGCCACAUUUACAUCAGCAGGUGGAAGACAGCAAGAAGGAUUCUGAUUCGGGGGUUGGAAGUGAUAACGGAGAAAAAAGAUUAUCUGCCACUGAGCCCUCUGAUGAAGACACUGUUAGCCUCAACGUGCCAAUGUCCAACAUCGUGGAAGAACAGACCACCAAGGAGGACUCGAGCCAUCGCCUUAGCCCAGUUAAAGGGGAAUUUCAUCAGGAAUUUAAACUGAAGCCUUCCCUUUUGGGUGACAAUGGCAACUCAGGAGAAGAAAGACACCAGUUUAUCGAUGGAGCAGAUGGUCUUCAUUCAGAAUUUAUGAACUAUAAGGCAAGGACGGACAACUGUGAAGAACUGUUACGGAUAGAAGAGGACGCUCACUGGCCAGCUGAGGGCACAAUAAGUUCAUCCAUAGACCAGGACGUGGAUAUGGCUAUGAUGGAGCAGCUGAGAGCAGCGGAUCUGUUGCAGGAUCCCAAUGGAUUAAGCACAGAUAUUACAGAAAGAAGUGUUUUAAACCUGUAUCCUACAGGAUCAGUAGAAGCCUUAGAAUUACCAGAUUCUGCAUUGAACGGUCAAAUACAGCUGGAGACGUCUCCAGAGUAUGAGGUGCAAAAUGAUCCAAUGUUACAGAGUAAUGGGAGCCAGUAUUCUCCAAAUGAGAUCAGGGAGAACUCCCCUGCAGUCUCUCCUACCACAAACAGCACAGCUCCUUUUGGCCUGAAGCCUCGAUCAGACCCAGCCCUCAUUCUUCCUCCUGUCUCCUUCAACACACUUACACAGGCACAGACAUGGGACAGCUCUAGCUACAGUGUUCCAUCUGAAGGGGACAGUGACAAUGUGUUUCUAAGACCUCAGAGAAAUUUGGAAUCUAUAGACCCACAGUUUACAAUCCGGAGGAAAAUGGAGCAGAUGAGAGAAGAAAAAGAGCUGGUGGAACAACUCCGUGAGAGCAUUGAGAUGAGACUGAAGGUCCGUCUACACGAGGACCUGGGGGCAGCACUUAUGGAUGGCGUGGUCCUCUGCCAUCUGGUCAACCACAUCCGCCCACGGUCUGUUGCAAGCAUCCAUGUCCCCUCCCCGGCGGUUCCCAAACUUAGCAUGGCCAAAUGCAGAAGAAAUGUGGAAAACUUUUUGGAAGCAUGCCGAAAAUUAGGAGUCCCAGAGGAAAAACUGUGUCUACCCCACCACAUCCUUGAAGAGAAAGGCCUGGUCAAAGUGGGUGUUACUGUCCAAGCGUUACUUGAUGCCACUGUAACGAAGGCUCUGUUCACAUGAAACCACCCCCAGUCCUUUGGGUGGACUCAGACUUUCUUCCCACCAGAGAUCCUGAACUCUGCUCCCUGUUCAACUCUUUCCUAUCCACUGCCUGUGGGAUUCCUGACUCCACUUGCAUUUGAAAAGGUUUUCAGUCUAAGGGAGGAUUUUCUGCCUUUCGGAGCUGACCUCCAACCUUCAGACUUGACAGGUAUUUGUUUGGAACCCGUGAGGGAGCUGGAGAAUAAGAACUGAACAGCACAUGGAUGCCUUUUACACCUCCUUCAUCCCUUCCACUCUCACCGACUGCCAUUACCACAACACCAAGCACAACGUUUUGCAGCAAGAUGCAUUUGUUUUAUUAUACAAAACUCAUCAUGUAUUUACUGGGUGGGGGGGAUACAUAAUCAGGUUUUUCACCACCAAAUUUUUCAAGAAGUUUCUUGAGACCAUUGCCUUUUAAAAAAACUAUUUUCGACAUACAAAAUAUUUAUAUAAAUAUUAUUUAUUAGUGAGUUGUUAUUCAUCCUUUGGAUGCAAAUUGUAAAUUAGGAAACUAUUUUAUUACUGCUUUUUUGUGGUUAAACACUUUAUUUUAAUAUUAUACAUAUUCAGUUAUUUUCUACCCUCUUGUCUGCAGUACUAGUUCUAGGUCUCGGUAAUCAUAUUUUCUGGUGUAUAUGAUUCAAAAAAAAGCAGAAAUAGGUGCUUCUGUGACAAAACUGUUUUCUGGGGAGGCUUUAUUUAUGCUUUGGUUUGUGGAACAUUGGUCUUAUUUAUAUUUCUGCAUUCCAUCCAGUUUUCUACAUUCCAGCAGCCUUAAUGUCCCCCAAUACAAUGAACUGAAAUCAAGAGAGCACCCCAAAGUUAUUUAUAAAUAGCUGUGGUGGGGGAAAAAAAGACACAUUAAACUUGAAGAUAAAAUGUGAACAGUUAUUUUUUUGGAUUCAUACUUCUUUUGCUAUGCACAAAACAUUCUUAUUAGCAUCAUGUGUCUUGAAGUAUAAUUUUGCACUGUGACUUGGGUUAUAUUCAAGAGAACCCAGCACCAAAGGUAGACAAGGAGGAAAUGGUAGAGGGAAGUGGAGACAAUAGAAAGUUUAUUGUUUAACCAAAAAGUUUAUUAAGGGAAAUUUGUUUGACUGAGUGAUCAAAAGUUACUUAAGGCACAUAGGCCCUGAAUCAGGAAACAGCACUUCUUACAACUGCCAGUUUGAAAAGAGGAAAUGAUUCUGUCAUGUGCUCAUUUGAUCUUGAUGUUGUUGAUGGUUUUCAAAGUCGUCUGUAAAAUUCUGCGAGAUUCACGGUCUCUGGUGUAAAACCUCAGGGGUGGGCCCAUGGGGAGCUCCAUGCACCACCAAGGUGGGCUUAGGAGAAGGUGACGUAAGUGAAGUGUGUGAGGCUAAGUGGCCGAGGAAGGAGCAAGUACAAACUCAAUGGAACUAGAGAAGAGCUAGCAAAGGACAGGAACCCGUGUUGGUCUGAGAGAUUUGCAGCAGGCGUCACAGAACAUGACACCCUAUUUGGGGCAGUUUCGUGCCUCUCCAUUCACACUGCAUUUACAGAUAUACCAGUGCUUAAUCUUUCAAAGUCUUUUGAGUGCUGGCUGCACAUGUGAAACUUAGUAAAUGUAGAAUAUAAUUGUCUUAACACAAUAACCAAGAAAAUGCCAGGAAGUGUGAUGAAAAUGUGUCAAACUGUUUAUAAAACCAAUGUAUGGUGCCCCAUGAUCUCAUUAAUGUACACAGCUAUGAUUUAAUAUUAAUAAAAAAAAAAGAAAUGUUUAGAGAAGCAGCAGACCUAAUUUGUAAGACAAAUGUAGAGGUGAACACAAAAAAGACCCCGGGAAGAGGACAGUGUGCAUGCAACACAGACCAACAUGAACUAAUGCAAAGUCUGCCCUCUGUUCUAGGAAACAGGGAGAGGGAGGGCUUUCUGAAAAUGGAAAUUUGGAUUGGCAGCUAGUAAUUAUUUCCUAUCAAAUGUACUGUGCACUUUAACCUAACUUAAAAUAUAUUUUAAUAUUUUUCUGUACUGCACAAAUACCUGUUUUGUCAAAUAGCAUAAUGAUGUAAAGAGGAAAGACAUUUUGAACAAAGAGCGUAUACGACUUAUGCAACAUUCAAAAGUGAUUAUAUAAAUAGGAAUUUAGACUGCUGCACCUUCACGGGCAUUCAGAAUGCAGGGUCCUGAAAUAUUUUUUUACAUGUAUAUAUGUGGCAACAUGAAGCUCUGUAAUCAUUGUUUUGAGAGAUUUUUUUUUCAAAAUUAAAAUAUUUCUUUUCAGAUUAAUUUUUAUUAUUUUCUUGAAGUUGGCUGUAUAAUAUAAAUGGCUUUCAUUAUUUUGUAAAAUGGCUUCCCCCUCCCAUUUUAAAUGGAAUCAUUUUGUGGCUAAGAUGGCUAAGAUGUCUUCUAGAACCUUGUACACUGUUUAUAUGUGCAAUAAAGUGUGCAUGACAAGCUGAUGUAAGUGGACAGAAUGUAUAUAUGCAAAUAUCCUUCCUUUUAUUAUUUAACAGCUAUUAAAACUUUGGAUUUGUACAAA